Messenger RNA from Sitophilus oryzae (rice weevil), 5588 nucleotides. RefSeq names its product PAX-interacting protein 1-like. The record is from RefSeq and is a predicted model, not a curated record. NCBI's taxonomy places the organism in Eukaryota, Metazoa, Arthropoda, Insecta, Coleoptera, Curculionidae. Gene Ontology annotation, cellular component: MLL3/4 complex.
CAUAAUAUGGCGGCGAUGUAAACAAAUCAUUAUUUGCAUUGUUUUAAUAACAUUUUCGCGUAUAAAUUCAACAAUAUGAGUGAUAUCGAUGAUAUAUUCUUAAAACUAGAAAUAUCGGAGCAAAUCUUCAAAGAUAUAAGAUACUACACAACGGGGGAGGUUCAUGAUAAGAUUGUAAAUAUAUUAAAACUUGGAGGUGCAGAACAUCAAAACUACAUUUCAGAUUACGUUACGCAUCUUAUAGUGGGGCAUAACCCCGAAGAAAACGAUAUUACUGAUGCUAAUGAUUUAUAUGAAAUACCUGCUAUAACACCAAAAUGGGUUCUUAUGUGCGUCCGAUUACAAAAACGUUUAGACACUACUCCUUAUUUAUAUCCAACAACUCCCAGACUUUUUACUGGACAUAUAUUCUGUUUCUCUAACAUUUCUGAAGAUCGAAAUGAAUUAUGGGGCCUAAUAACAUAUAAUGGUGGACUUGUCUAUAACAAACUUAAUAGAGAUUGUAGUUUUUUAGUAACUAAUGUAACUGAUAGUGUUAAAUAUCAAAAGGCUGAAUCCUUAGGGCCUGAACGCAUUAAAAUUGUAACAUCGGAUUGGAUUGUACAAGCAGUUAAAAUAAAUAGUUUUCCAGAUCCAGCCUUAUUUCAUCCUAAUCUAAUAAAUUGGCCAAAACCGUUGAAAUUACAAGAAUCUACAACGGCUAUUACAGGUUUCGAUCCAGAUGUUCCUGACUGUGAAAUAAAGAGUGAAGAAAAAACUAUACCUAACUCAACUCAAGCGUUAUUGGAGAAAUUAAAACAACGUAUGCCAUGGAAUCAGCCCCCUAGCACCUCAAGUACUUCAGUUACUAGCAGUAGUGAACCUGUAGCUCCUCCUAAUGUUGUGGCUCCUAGUUUUUUGAAUAAGUUGCAACAUAGUCAAAAUGUCCAAGGUGUUACAAGACCUACAGGACAAAUAUCACAGGCUUCCAUGCUGCCUAGUUUUGGAUCAACAGGGCACCAGUCAUCUAAUCAAAUACCCAGAUCUGUUGCACAUCACAAUCUAAAUAGUCAACCAAAUCAACAGUCAACUCUUCAACAAAAUUUAAAUCGCUUAAUAGGAAAUGCUACAGCAAGACCGAAUAGUCUACAGUCAUUAAAAGGCCAGUUAAAUACAUCUCAGAUUCAUCAACAAUUGAUGCAGCAAAGAAUUCAACAACACAAUCAACAAAACAUUAUCCAGAGAACGUCUUCGGGCCAAAUCAAUAUCAAUCAGCAAUUGUUACAGCAACAGUUAAGUCAGGGACAAAGACAAGCUUUACAGAAUCAACUAAUGAAUCAGCAAGGGUUAAUUGGUCAGCAAAAUGUUCAACAAAAUUUAAAUCAGGAUGCUCAGAAUCAGAUUAUGUCCCAGCAACACCAGCAAGUUAGUCAGUCAAGUCAGUUAAACAAUCAACAACAGAAUUUGUUAAAUCAGCAAAACCAAAUAAACCAGCAGAUGCAGGUACAAAAUCAGGUGAUGGGAAUGCAACAGAAUCAGCUAUCGUCCUCCAAUCAGCAACAGAUGCUAAACCAAAAUCAGUCAAACCAACAGAUGCUUGGUCAGCAUCAAAAUCCUGUGAUUAGUCAGGCAACCAGUCAGAACCAACAAUUAAUCAAUCAGCAAUCUCAACUUCUCAGCCAAAAUCAAUCAAGUAUAAUGUUAAAUCAGCAACAGAAUCAGCUUUUGGGCCAGGCACAAAUCCAAAACCAGCAAAAUCAACUAAUCAGUCAACAUCAAGGUCAGAUAUCUAACCAAUCUCCCAGUCAAGGACUACAAAGUCAGCUAAUGAAUCAGUCACAAGGUAAUAUGAUCAGUCAGACACAAGUUUCCUUACAGAACCAUCUCUUAGGUCAGCAAUCACCACAAAAAAUAGUUACUUCUCAAGCUCAGAGUCAGAUCAUGAGCCAGAAUCAGCUUUUAAAUCAGCAACUUCAACAAAAUCAGAUGUUAGGCCACCAGAACCAGGUUUUGUCUCAGAAUCAGCAAAAUCAGAUAUUAAGUCCACAAAAUCAGUUUUUGAAUCAGCAAAACCAGCUUUUAAAUCAGCAAAAUCCUGGUCAAACUAGCCAGUCUAAUCAAGUAAUUGGAUCGAAUCAGUUAUUAAAUCAGCAGGUUAUGUCUCAGGAGAAUCAGCAUCAAACAAGUCAGGCUAAUUUACUAAAUUUGCCAAAUUUAUCCCAAAAUCAGCAUUUAAAUCAGCUGAGCCCGCAACAAAUCCAACAAUUACAGCAAAUGAAAAGGGAACAGUUGCUGAGUCGAAGUCAGAGUCAAAACAUGACUAUAGGUCAGAAUAAUAUGGCUUUAAGUCAGCAAGGAAUUUCUGGUCAGAGUCAGAAUCAGAAUCAACCCAUGCAUAGUCAGAGUCAGCAAUUAGUGAAUCAACAACUAAUUGGUCAGUCCCAACAACUUCUACAAAAUAACAGAGUUAUUCAACAACAAAACAUAAACCAAAAUUUUGGUCAGCAAGCUUUAAAUCAGCAUAUACUAUCUCAAAAACAGCAACUACUUGUCCAGCAACAAAUUAAUACAAGCCAGCAACAACAAAUCAUUCAAACUCAAGGAAACUUAACUAACCAGCAACAAUUUGUGAGUCAGGCACAGUUUGAUUCUUUGCAACAACAAAAGUUAAAUCAAAACAACCAGAAUCAAUUAAGUCAAACAACAUUAAAUCAGUUAAACGUUCAAGCCCUUAACCAGCAGUUGAACAGUCAAAAUUUGGGUCAGCAAUUAAAUCAGCAAUUAAUGCAGCAAAACCAGCAAAAUUCGCUGAAUCAGGGUGGUAUCAAUCAGCAAGGAAUGAUUGUUGAACAACAGGGACUGGGAGGUCAAAAUAUAGGGUGUAUUAAGCCAGCAAAUAGUUUAAACUCACAACCGAAUUUGCCUCAGCAAGGUAUGAGUCCGUUAAAUCAGCAAGGACAAAUAAAUUCGACUAUGAAUCAGCAAGUUAUUCGAGGACAGUUUCAACAGCAGCUGUUGGUAAAUCAGAGUCAGCAAAGUUCUCAGGGUGCAAUUCAAAGACCGCAGUUGAAUCAGCAACAGAUUUGGGCUCAGCAACAACAACAAGGAAAUCCUGUACAAGGCCAACAAAUAAUCCGCCAUCCUGUGAAUGUAGCCGUUCAACAGCCCGGCAAUGUUGGACAGCCUAGGAUACAGUGGCCGCAAGGACAACAGCCUGGGAUGCCCCAAAGACAGUUUAUUCAACUCGAUGCCCACACUCAUAAUCAACUUCAAAAGAUGCCUCCAGAGCAACAAGCUCUAUUUGUGGCAAGGUUACAGAAACAGAGACAGCUCCAGCUGGCAAAACAAGUACCUCAAAGGGCUGGAGGUCAUAUUCUGAUUAGAGGUAAUGUUCCACCUGGAUUGACAGCUCAACAACAGGUUCAGUGGUUACAACAACAGGCUAAGCAACAGGGAAUUGUGCUGCCACCCAAUUUGCAACAAAAUAUUACUCCAGGAACCAUCACACCUCAGCCAGGACCCUCCUCUUCAAUACCUCAAUCGCCUCAUGCUCCAGGUUUGAGUCCAAUAAACCAAAACUCUGGCCAACAAUUCGUUGGUGACCAAGCCCAACUAAGGCAGUAUAAGCUGCAACAACUACAAUUACAAAGAGAACAAGCCCAAAAGAACCAUUUAAAUCAGCAAGGUCCAUUGACUCCGCAAGCUCCAGUAAGACCAACUAUUGGUCAGCCUGCUGUUGCUGACUCUACUACCAAUCCCCAGGUUCAGGUUAAUCCUAAGACAAAGACAGCACUGGCUAAUAUGCUGAGUAUUAAGCUCCAAAGUGGAGGAGCUAUAGGUCCGGCAAGAACUGAAGGGUUGCCAGAGCCCUCUGCUGCUGGUACCUUAAGAAUGAUGACGGCUCAACAUAACGCUGCCAUAAAUUCCAAACCGCAAGAGAUAAUAACUUUGCAACAGCGCAGAGUCAUUAGCGGGCCCAAUGGAGAGAUUGUCAAGCCCCCUGGCGUUCCGGCGUUGCCACUAACUCCUCAAAAUGAUCCUCCUAAACUGCUCAGCCAGAAAGCAACGGUGCCUGUCCAGCAUAGGGCUGGACCCUUCUAUGGACACAAUCCAAACUUGAAAUUACCUCCAGAUCUAUUCUUGCUUGGAUGCAUUUUUGUGGUUGUGGAGGUUGAAGAGUAUUUAGAGGAAAAUUUGCCGGGCUGGCAACAGAAAAUUGAAAAAUAUGGAGGUGAAGUCGAAAAACAAUAUUGCAACAGGGUUACCCACGUUUUGUGUGAAACCCAGAGACAUGGUGUCGUCAUGCAAGCGCUUAGAGACCUUAAGCGGUGCGUCACUAUAAGAUGGUUAAGUGACGUUUUAAAAACCAAACAGGUUUUACCUCCAUGGACGGCACUUCAUUUACCUCAGAUAUAUUUAGACAUAACACCCGCAUCAAAGCAUUUAGUAUCUAUUAGUGGAUUCGAAGGAAAUAUACGUCAAAUCGUGAAGCAAAUGAUCCACUAUACUGGGGCAAAGUGUACUACGUACUUCUCCAAGCACAACACUCUUUUGAUCUGUGGUAAGACUGAAGGUAAGAAAUUCAGCCAUGCUAAGAAAUGGGGGAUUCCCACAGUGAACGUCCAAUGGCUCACGGACAUUAUUUUGGGGAAUUUUUCAGCCAUGAACCAGAUGGAUAAUCAGACUUACCAAAAUUUUUCAAAUCCGCCAAAUUUGAGUUUUGAUCCAAAAUUAGUGCCCAACGUUAUGCAUGCUUGGAAGUCUCCGAUAAAUAUCUCACAAGAAUUAUAUGAAAGGGUAAAAAGAUCGUCCUCCCCUGUAGUACUGCCAAAAUUGAAGAAACAAAAAACUGAGCACACUGACGAAAACGAGAAUAUUACUGACGAGAUCACUGAUUCUGAGUAUAAAAUUUUGUUUACUCAAUUUGAGACACCUAGAUUGAAGGAAUUGGAAAAAUUAGUCAGAGAACUAGGCGGAAUGGUUUCAAAAAGCUACAAAGAAUUCACCCACUUGGUAGUACCGAAAUUAUCACGCACCCACAAGUUCCUUUUUGCCAUCUCAAAAUCGUGCCAUAUAGUAUCCGAAAAAUGGCUAGAAGAAUCGCAUUCAAUGAAGAAUUUCCUGCCGGAACUUGAAUUUGUCCCUUGCACUGACGAAUUUAAUCAAACUUAUAACGUGUCUUUGGAAAGGACACUACAAACACUGAAUCGUGAUAAAAUUCUUGAAGGGAAAACUUUCUGGCUAACACCCAGCGUAUAUCCUACUAAAAGGAUUGUUUCCGACUUAAUAGAGUCAUCUGGAGGGAAGUUAGAGCGAAUAAGACGAAGCAGAGCUCAAAUAGAAGCAAUGAACACUGCGUCUCCUCUGUCUUACUUUAUUUUGAUUGCUAAAGAAGAUCUGCAUCUUGUUGCUGAUCUAUUGAAGAACAAGAAGGAUAAUCAAAAAGUGAUUUGCAGUGUUGAGCUGGUUUUUAGUGCUGUUCUGAAGCAGAAUUUUGAAGUCGAGCCCUAUGCUGUUAGUGUUGUAUGAUCGUCAAAGAGGUUUAGGAAGAGACGGUAACUAAAUGUGUCAAAAUUUAGGUUCAGUAAAGUUAAGAAAGAAACCUAAAA